Messenger RNA from Hemibagrus wyckioides, 2587 nucleotides. RefSeq names its product adhesion G protein-coupled receptor G1 (gene adgrg1). The transcript has 14 exons. The record is from RefSeq and is a predicted model, not a curated record. Bases 357 to 2276 code for a protein of 639 amino acids. NCBI's taxonomy places the organism in Eukaryota, Metazoa, Chordata, Actinopteri, Siluriformes, Bagridae. Gene Ontology annotation, molecular function: G protein-coupled receptor activity. Gene Ontology annotation, cellular component: membrane. Gene Ontology annotation, biological process: cell surface receptor signaling pathway; adenylate cyclase-activating G protein-coupled receptor signaling pathway.
CCCUCCUCCGUGUUACCGAAGACGGAGAGCUCGCGCGCUUCCCAGCUUGCCCGUACAGCUCGCGCUCUUUGUAGUAAUCCCGGUUUGUGCUGCCGAACGUCUCGCGCCGCUUCCGAGAAAAACCUCCGCAUAUUUGAAUGUAGUCUGAUAUCCGCGCAUUCGCGGAGUCUCCGUGGAAAGAGAAAAAAAGGACACGUGAGCGGCGUCGCGCGAGAGCUGCGUGAAGCAGAGCAGUGCGUUUUAACUCUCGCGCGCGCGUGAACAGCUCGCGCAGUGCUCUUGUUUAACACCGUUGUGCGUUUCUUCUUUUACUCAUACGGAGUGUAUCACACUUUAUUUCGUUCAGAAGUUCAGCGAUGGAUCAGAGGGUUGGAUUCCUGUUGCUCGUCCUCACUGUAACGGUUCAUGGUCAUGCAGCUACAGAAGGAGACCGUGACUUUAAGAUGUGUGGGAUUUGGAAGCACCAAAGCAGCUCUCAAACCCUUGACAUUAAUUUGAAGUCUGGAUGUUCAGGGAUCAACAUUUCAGCCAAUGCCAGCGUGCUGUCCAUCCACGGCUCCAUUAUGGCAAAUUGUAAAGUGACAGAUCGAAAGUCUCUGACAAAUAAUUUCUGGAACAGUUCCUUCUGUGUGAUCUGGGAGCCACUGCUGGACCAGCUGGUGGUGGAGGUAAACAGCGAGAAGAUCCCUCUCUGCAAUUCUACAGGACUGCAGACCACGUGCUGCGCCCAUCUCUCUGCUGGAACUCAGAGUCUGUCCAAGGAGUACGGAAUCCAGUACGCCAGCGUGCAUGGUGACCGUCUGAGCGACAACAUCAUGGCUUCGUACAAUUUUCAGGGUGAAUCGAUUAACUGCAAGGAAUACUUCUGCAGUAAAAUAGCUCAGGAGUCCAGAGCAGCGAACAUGUUGGAGGAGGUGGUGAUGAGGUCGAAGGAGGUCGGUUCUGUGUUUCUGCCAUGCGGUCAGAGCACCAUCAUCAUGAUGAAGGAAGGUUUUGCUGGAAAUAACGUCACUCUGCCUGCUCCGAGAGGAACACCACAAGAGAGGAUUCCAUUAGUGCACUUACCCGCCUGCCUCAAACCCAAAGCAAGAAAAACUGCCAAAGUGGUGUGUAGCUACUACAAGAACAGCACCUUCUUCCAGAAACCUUCUCAGAAGAUUCUAGAAGAUGUUGUUGGGAUUUCUGUAGAGAAUGAGAUCAUCACAAAUCUCCCAGAGCCCGUCAGGAUCAAGUUUCAACACCCCACGCUCGAGAAGACUCACAGUAGAAGGUGUGUUUCUUGGGAUACAAGACAAGAUAAGACAGUGAUGUGGCGGGAGACGGGUUGUGUAACACUGCGGCUCAGUGUGAGUGAGACAGAGUGCUGCUGCAGUCACCUCACGUACUUCGCUAUUCUUGUGGACGUGAACCCUACGAGAAACCUGCGCCACCUGGAGGCUCUGACCUUCAUCACCGCCGUGUGCUGCGCCGUGUCCAUCGUCAGCUGCGCCGUGCUCUUCAUAUCGCUCUGCAGACAGAGGAAAUCGAAGAACCAGUCGAGUCUGGUGCACCGCGGUCUGGUCGUCGCUCUGUUCUUCCUCCUCGUGCUGUUCGUCCUCAGCGGCACCGUGGCCAACGUCACGUCCGACAGCGUGUGUGGCUUCAUGGGUGGCCUGCUGCACUACACGCUCAUCAGCGUCCUCUGCUGGAUGGCCGUGGAAGUGAUUCACACCUUCUGGAUGAUGUACAUGGUGUUUAAUCCGCCACCUCAGCCUUGGAUCUGGUACCUGCUGGGGUUCGGUGUUCCAGCUGUGCCGGUUCUUAUUCUGGGAUGCAUGGGAGACAUUUAUGGCCGGAGGACGGUGAAGUCCGAUGAUGAGCUCACAACUCCAUAUCGCAUGUGCUGGAUGAAGGAGACACGUCCGGCUCUGGUGGCUCACUUCGUCAUCAACACUGGGCUGCUGGCGGCGCUGGCGAGCUCCGGCCUCGUCAUGCUUUACCUGGUCUUCAGGAAGAUCCGGCACCGGGACGAGUGGAGGAGGAACCGCGUGGCCUUCCUCAGCAUCUGGGGGCUCAGCUGUCUGUUUGGUUCCACCUGGGUUCUCGCUUUCUUUUCUUCUGAACCCUCAGAAACCGUCCUCUUCCUCUUCUGCAUCAUUAACUCAUUACAAGGCCUUUUCCUCAUGUUGCGGUUCUUCGCUCUGGAGAAGAUACAGAAGAAUUCCGAGUCCAGUUCUGACUUCAGCAGCACCGGUUCCACACGACAGCACAUGCUGCAGCCUCAGGACAGGAACUAGGAGCCAUCUCCUAAAACAAGAAGAAGAAGCUAGGAAUGAGUUUCAGAGGGAGAUUAGAGCCAGUUUUGUGAGAAGGGCAUUUCUGUCCAGUUCUGUUUCAGCAUUAAACCCUGCUGGUCAGGUCAGCGUCUGUGCACUGAUGGAAAAAAGACCAAAAAAAAAUCUUCAUAGAGAUUAAGCUGAAUAUUUAACUCUAUAAACUCUUUUAUUUCGUGUUUUGAAAAAUUUCUUUCUCUCAUUAGCACUUUAGCUUUAUUCCAUUUGCUUUGGCUACUGUUCAGAAAAACUGUGUUUAAGAUAUUUAGAUUAAA